Molecule: messenger RNA, 1601 nt
Organism: Penaeus indicus
Lineage: Eukaryota; Metazoa; Arthropoda; Malacostraca; Decapoda; Penaeidae
Product: protein phosphatase Mn(2+)-dependent 1K-like
Exons: 8
Coding region: 86-1339 (417 amino acids)
Biological process (GO): peptidyl-threonine dephosphorylation
Cellular component (GO): cytosol; mitochondrion; nucleus
Molecular function (GO): protein serine/threonine phosphatase activity
Source: RefSeq, a predicted model, not a curated record
UUUACUCCUCGGCUCAGGAUUUGCUCCAUUGACUGUAGACCCUCUUGGGAGAGAAAAGUGUUUCAUUAAUAGGAAGUAUCUUAGGAUGCAUAGGAUCUUUCCAAUUCAGAAGCGGGUCAUACAGGUGAAUUUGCCUCUCUUCAACAACACUGUUGUUCAGCCUCAUUUCUUAACAAGUUCCCCAUUUUCUAUAGCUACAAAGAGAACGGAUAUUCAAGGCUUUCAGUUUCCGGUACAAGAAAGUUUAUUUGGAAUUAAGGGAAGAUUUAGUUGGAGAAAAAGUAGAAAUGAUAACAGCUUCUUGAAAGUUGCUCUCUCAUCAGACUCAACCACUAAGAAAAAUGACAUCAGUGUGCAAACUGAUGACAAUGAAGAUAAGCAACAGCCAGAUACCAAUUUUGAUACUUUAGGAGCUUGGGAUAAUCACAUGGAUCUGCCUAUUAUGAUGGAUGAAAGUAUCAAGCAUGGCACCCCAAUACCCAGGGUCACAGCUGCAGAUGUAGGAUGUUCAAGCAUACUUGGGAAGAGGACUUACCAAGAAGAUAGGUAUAUUGUUGCUGACCUUUUAAACAACAUUCUGUGUGCUGCAGUCUUUGAUGGACAUGGAGGAAGUGAAUGUUCUGAAUUUUGUGCUCAGAAUCUUGAGAGAUUAUUGCUGGACCACCUGCCUCUUCACAAAGAUCUUGAAGCAGUCUUGCACCAUACUUUCCUCAAGCUACAUUCAGAAUAUGCAGCAUGGGCAACAGAGAAUGAUAAAGGCUUAAGAGCAGGGUCAACUGCAACUGUAUGUUUACUCCGAGGAGGAGUUGAACUGGCUGUUGGUCAUGUUGGAGAUUCCCGCGCAAUUCUUUGUCGCUCAGGUCGAGUAAUGGAACUCUCUUAUGACCACUGUCCUUCACUGACUUCGGAAAAGGCUCGCAUACAACAGUCUGGAGGAAGAGUUAUUGUAGACAACAUUGGUAGACACUUAGUGAAUGAGGCGUUAAAUAUGUCUCGUAGUAUUGGUGACUUGCACUUAAAGCAGUUUGGAGUCAUAGCUCUGCCUGAUACAAGAAGUUUAAGAGUAAAGCAUGGGAAAGAUGCCUUUCUCCUUUUGAAUACUGAUGGUGUGAACUUCGUGCUGCGAAAUGAAGAGACAUGUAAUAUUAUCAACAAUGCAGAAAUUCCUGCUCGUGCUGCUGAGUUAUUGACAGAACAGGCUCUCAGCAUGUCUUCUGAAGAUAACAUGACAGCUUUGGUUAUUCCUUUUGGCUCCUGGGGAAAGUAUACCACAUCAGCAUCUAUGUUUUAUUCAUUUGGUAUUGGUAGAGAUAUGAACAAAAGCAGUAGAUUUGGUUAGGAAUUUUUGAUAGGUACCCUCUGGUGAUAGAAAUACAGUGUAGGCCUUACAAAGCCUGUUGUAUAUCUAAAUUAUUUUUCAAAUAUUUGUGUGCAUGUAAGUUUGUUUUAGGUUGAAGUGAACAAUGAGUACUUUAAAUUUUCUUGUCUUGCAUCUACCUAACAAAAUAUGACGUUUGGCAACUAAAAAGAAAUACUCAGGCCAUAGUUUUCUUACUAUAUGUCUUUACAAAUGUACACAGAGAUUCUGUCAGCUAUCUACA